AUGGCUCAUCGAGGAGAGACUCUACACAACGAGGUAUCCUGCAUAGCAGACCUCAAAGCUCUAGGAAGCAGUAAGCUUCCGAAGAUGGUCAGAGGUGAGCAAAUCCAAUCUGUUCGUGGAACUCGCACCCUUACAGUUUACAUAGAUUACUACAAUGAAGGCGCAAUGGAUCUAAUCACAUUACGAGAGAAUGAAACUGCCUUCGACCGCUAUAAAAUCCUUCCUCGCGUUCUGAGAAACGUCGACCACGUUGAUACGACCACGGAAAUCCUAGGGACUAAGACUUCCCUCCCGUUUGGAUUCAGCCCUGCUGCAUCGCAAAAACUAGCUCAUCCAGAUGGAGAACUGGCGGUAUCACGGGCUGCCGCAAAGUACGGUAUCUGCAUGGGGCUCUCGUCGUACUCGAAUUAUUCCCUGGAGGAUGUGGCUGCGCAGGGGACCGGGAACCCGUACGUGAUGCAGAUGUGUGUGUUGCGGGAUCGAUCAAUCACAAUUCAGCUACUGGAACGGGCUGAAAAGGCGGGAUACAAGGCACUAUUCCUUUCGGUCGAUGUCCCUGUGCUCGGAAAGAGGCUCAAUGAAUACCGCAAUAGCUAUACCCUUCCGGAAGAUAUGAACUGGCCGAAUAUCCUCAGUUACGGCGCUGAUACCUCAAACCGUACUGACUAUGAUCCAAGUCUCGACUGGGAAAGCACAAUCCCGUGGCUCAGAAAACAUACCUCGUUGCAGAUAUGGCUCAAAGGGAUUUGCUUCCCCGCAGACGUCGAACUAGCAAUUUAUUACGGCGUCGACGGAAUUGUGAUCUCCAACCACGGCGGUCGCCAGCUGGACGGAAUCCCAGCAACGCUAGAUGCACUGAGACUAUGUGCCCCGAUUGCACGGGGGCGAAUCCCACUUGCAAUUGACGGGGGCAUCCGGCGAGGAUCGGAUAUCUUUAAGGCUCUUGCACUUGGGGCCAGUUACUGUUUCGUAGGGAGGAUCCCCAUUUGGGGCCUUGCAUAUAAUGGCCAGGAGGGCGUCGAGUUGGCAAUCAGGAUUCUACGGCAAGAACUGAAGAUUACCAUGGCUCUUGCAGGCUGCACAUCUAUUAGUGACAUUAAUGAGAGCUAUCUGUCAGUUCUGAAAUCAAACGGGCAGUUGGCAAGGCUGUAG
Aspergillus viridinutans is the source of this 1152-nucleotide messenger RNA. Its product is annotated as alpha-hydroxy acid oxidase. The coding region runs from base 1 to 1152 and encodes 383 amino acids. Gene Ontology annotation, molecular function: oxidoreductase activity; FMN binding. The record is from RefSeq and is a predicted model, not a curated record. NCBI's taxonomy places the organism in Eukaryota, Fungi, Ascomycota, Eurotiomycetes, Eurotiales, Aspergillaceae. The transcript has 7 exons.